Messenger RNA from Rattus rattus (black rat), 4326 nucleotides. It is a transcript of the gene Iqcn, whose product is annotated as IQ motif containing N. Lineage: Eukaryota; Metazoa; Chordata; Mammalia; Rodentia; Muridae. The record is from RefSeq and is a predicted model, not a curated record. Gene Ontology annotation, molecular function: protein binding.
AUGGCAGCAAUGCAGCCUGCAGCUCAGCUCCAGUUCCAGAACCUCAUGUCACCAAGCAGGCCAUGCCUCCCUCAGCCUACCCCCAUUCACCAAGAGAAAGUGGCCAAGCUACGUCCUCAGAUCCAGAAUGAUUCCUAUCCGCCCAAGGAGCUGACAGUGUUAGCGUCACAGGAAGUGCCCCGCCUGCGGGCGGUGGUGGAGAGCCAGGCCUUCAGGAACAUCCUGGUAGAUGAGAUGGACAUGAUGGUCUCACGGGCAGCCACUGUCAUCCAAGCCAACUGGAAGGGCUACCGGCUGCGGCAGAAACUCAUCUCCCAGAUGACAGCAGCCAAGGCCAUCCAGGAGGCCUGGCGACGCUUCAGCACUCGCAGGCUGAUGCACUCCAACAAGCUGACGGCUAAGAAAGCUAAGAGGGAGGAUGAUGGGGACAUCCCUUACCACCAGCCACAGCAGGUGCGCUUUCAUGCCCCAGAGGACCAGUCACCACUCAUGGUGACUAAAGAGACUCAGUUCCCAUCAUCUGACAACCUGGUCUCCUCACAAGCCACAGCAGGCCCCUGUGCUAGCAGAGUCCCCAGAGGUGGCCUCGACAGAUACACAGGUCCCAAGCAUCAGCCCUGCAUGUUGACCAAGACUUUUCAGAGCUCUUGUCUCAUGAGACACUUGGAGGGGGACAGUGUGAAGAUCAGGCAUGUGGCUUCCAAGACCAUCAAAAUGGGGACCCUAGAGCCAGCAGCAAUAGGGAGAUAUGGCCAGGCCAUUCCUGGAUCCCUGAAGACCCAGACCCAGACCCACACAGAAGCAGAUGUUCCCAAGGUCCCACUGCAUAUAUAUCAAGUCAGCAAGGUCCCUACCAAGGUGUGUCCAGCGGCUGCUGGCCCCAAAUCCCCAGCCACAAUGUCUACAGCACCAAAGAGUGCACCACAGACACGUCCCUCAUCCCCAGCGACAGUCACGGCAGUCACGGCAGUCACGAAGAUGCCAGCUCCAACCAGCCCAGCCUCUCCGAUGAUCAGGCCCUUGGUUCCUGUGCCACCCAACUCUUCACUCUCUAGUACUACACCGCAGAUGCAGGUGCGUUCCAUGGUCCCUGGGGUCAGGGCACAGCCCCCAGUGUCUGCUGUGUCCCCUACAAUCAAGGCCUUACCACGCUUAGGAACUUUUGUCACUAAGGCCCCACUGCAAACUGGCCCUGGGUUCGCAGUGACAAAGAACUUAAUUCAGACGCGCCCGGUGACCAGAGGCCAAGCUCAGACAUGCGCAGUGUCCACUUCAUCCAAAACCUGCCAGUCAAGCCCCACGGUCAAGCCUUCACCCCAGACACGCCUGGCAGCCAUGAUAACCAAGACCCCAGCUCAGUUACGAUCCGUAGCUGCUGUCUUCCGGACCCUGUGUGGUGGCUCAACUGAGGCGUCAGUACCCUCAAGUCCCAAGAGUUCAUCUCAAAGUCCGGUGAUUGCCGGUAACACUGCAUCCCAGGUCCACUUAACUAACCCAAAGGCCAAGGUCACCGUGAGCACCAAGCAGACCCCCGCCGUUGUCAAGGUGGCCUCUCAGUCGUACUUGGCCGAAGGGAAGGGCAGGUGCGGGCCCCAGGGAAAUCUAGACAUCAUAGUUCCUAAGCCUCCUCCAGCCAAGUCUCCACUGGAAGUAGAAAGGAUGAAGCCUUGUCCUGCAAGGGCCCCCAAGAAGGAAGCAGCUCUCAAGACUAACACAACCAUUGCAACCAGGGCUCUGUCUUGGACAAAAGUGAUGGAAGACAGGAGUAAGGCCCUGACUCAGAUCGAGCAGAGGGCAGAGAUUGUUAAGGUUCACUUCAGGGUGUACAUGCCUGAGGAGAUAACUGUGACCCUGUCCCAGGCCCAGCUGGCUGUGCCCCUGACCAAGACCUGCCCCCAAACCCGGCCAUCCCCCUGCCAUGCCCGAACUCUGUCGGCCUCACCCUGCUGUAAAGCUCUGUCCCAGUCUUGCACACCAUCCAGGCUGGCCCCAGGCACACCUGAAGGACGGCGUCCACCUGUAGGUCUCUCUGCCUCCCUAUCCUCCUCGCCACUGGCUGCACACCUGAUGUCCCUCACAGCCCAGCUCCAACCUGCCGGUGAACAGGCCAGAUCUGUGUCUCGAGAUCAUCCGACCACGUCACGUCCAACCUCGGCUUGCCCGCAGUCACGCUCCUCUGGGAUGACCUCAGUCCCUCCUGAGGUAUACCCACACACAUAUUCACACAUCUCUGCUCCCCAGCACCCCAUGGCCUCUAUCCUGACAAAAAACUCGCCUCAGCUGCGUCCACCUGCUGAGCAUGUCAAGACCAUGAACGCUAAAACCGCCAAGGCAGCAUGCCAGGUCUGUCCAUCCGCUAAGCUUAACAAGGCCCCGUCCCUGGCCCAGCUCAUUACGUGUCUGGCUAAGGUUCCAUCCCAGGCCCAGAUAGCCACGGAAACAGCCAAGUGCCUCUUGACUGCCCACCCUCCCACUGACCUUAGUAGCAAGACCCAGUCGCAGACAUUCCUGAGCACUUCCAAGGCAUCUGUCCAGUUGUGGCAACAUUUGGGGACACUUAGCACCGGACCCCGUGCCAAGCCAGAUGACAGGAGUGUAGCCCAGCCCCAGCCCCAUAGCCAUGCACCAAACAAGACCGUGCAGAACUCUCGUUCAGUGGCCACAGAUCCCCAAGGCAUGCUGGUACCUCUGAUGACACCCAGUGGACACCCUGUGUGCAAUGCAGAAUCCUGGGGUGACAGUGGACGGCCACGGACCCCACCUCCAUCCCCUAUGCCCAACCAGGCAGUGUCAUGCCACGAAGACCUGGCAGCAUCCAUCGCAUCUCUAUGUGCAGACUUGGUGGCCAUGCUGGGCUCCCCUGAGGACCUGCGGGCACUCCUGGUCAAGACACUUUCUCAGGGGGAAGUAAGGGCAGCAUUGAGCCAGGCCCUGUCCCGGGAGGUCCUGGGACCGUCUGUGGUCAAGGCCAUGCCUCAAGGCAUGCUGGGAAUGGCACUGAUGAAGGCAUUGUCAUGGGGUGAAUUGGGCAUCUCCCUGUCCCGGGCCCUGUCUCGUGGUGAGCUGCGUCCAGAACUCAGCAAGGCCACACAGGGAAAGCUGGCCGAGGUCCUGUGCAAAGCCUUGACAGAAGACGAGAGGGCCACACUCAGCCAGGCACUGUGCCAGGGUGAGCUGGGUGCUGUCUUCACUCAGUCCUUGGCCCAAAUGGCCCAGAGGACAGGUGCCUUCCUCCCUAAGGCCACCUCAAAAACAGUGGGGAGUCGGAUGACCACAGCGCCUGCCCCAAUGGAGGUGACUUGCAGCGGGAGUCUGUCGGUGGCGUGGGGACCUACGAUGGGUCCUGUAGGAGCACGGUGUAGCAAGGGCCCUGUGGAUGCCGGCCUGGCUGCUGGCCAGUCAUGGAAUUCCAAAGUCCCCAACGUAUCGGUCAGAGCCACAGCACAUGCUGGGGCACCUCCAGGCAUAUGGCCCAGCAGGGGCCACAAGCCAUGGGACCCCUCUGGUGCAGAGGCAGCGCUGGACCGCAAGCCUUCAGCUGAGCUGCUGAUGUCAGUACAGGCUAUGGAGAAAGUUGUCGUCCAGGCCGUUGUCACCAUCCAAGCUUGCACUCGUGGCUACCUGGUGCGCCGUACCGUGAAAGUGUGGCAUCAAUGGGCCACCAUCAUCCAAGCUACGUGGCGUGGUUACCGUGUACGUCGGAAUCUGGAAAGGCUGUUCAGAGCCACCACCGUCAUCCAGGCUGCCUGGCGUGGCUAUUCCAUUCGCCGGGCCCGGACUCGCCAUAUCCUGCUUCCUACUGCGUGGCCAGAGCACGGUGGCAGAACCCAGGGAAACUUGGACAGCAGAAGCAGCUCCGAGCACCGAUGCUUCCUAUCCUGUCAGCCAGACGUCUGCAGUGUCUGCCAAUCCCUGGGUCCCCCAGUAGAGAGUCCACCCAGCGUUGUGAUGCUUGUGGGGUCCCAGCCACGCACUUGUCACGUGUGUGGCCACACGCUGUCCACGCGCGUGGUGCAGGGCUUUGGCCAGGGCGCCUCAGUCCACUCCGUCUCUCGAUGGACCUCAGCAUCCCAGCAGAGCACUCUUAGCCAGCAGCACAGAGCAUGCACCAUCAUCCAGGCAGCCUGGAAGGGCUACAGGACCCGCCGGCAGCUCCGUCAGCAGCAGUCUGCAGCCAAGAUGGUUCAGGCCAUGUGGAGGGGACAUUAUACUCGAAGCUGCCUCACCACGGAUGCACUCCUGGGAACAGGAGGCCCGUGGAGCAUCUCCAGGGACAUUUCACGCCGUACCUCAAGGGCUUACUCUUUGCAUUGGCCUGGCGUCUAG